GUUUCGAAGGGGGGGAAAAAAGAAAAAUAAAAAAAUAAUAAUAAUAAAAGGAGAGAAAAAGGCAAACAAAUCCAAGGCCAGAUGUUGGUACGAAGGAAGGAAAUCGAAGCUCCAGAUAGAGAGAUAGAUAGAAAGCUCGGCAGUCUCUGAAGAAAAAUUCUUCCUUUUCUGUACUCAGUAAACUCUCUCUCUCUCUUCCUCUUCCUCUCUCUGUGUUGCUGCGGCGCGUUUAUCCGUUUCUUUAUCUGUCUGUGCUUUUUAUCUCCAAAAGCCGAUGGAUGCAAUGGAUUUGGUCUCUUCAACCGGGGAGCUUUGCAAAGGAUUUGGAUAAUGCUCAAUCCACCGUUGUGUAUCUCUUGGUCAAUGUAAAUUCCUUUUUUCUUACACAUUUGUAAACACAAAGGGAAAAAAACUGAAAAUAGAAAGAAGAGGAGGAAAAGGAGAAGAGAAUGAGCUUGUCCAACAAAGGGGUCCCUACCAAUGACAAAAGGCUAAGUCCCACAGGAAAGGCAACAACUUUGAACCCUAAUGCUGCUGAGUUCAUUCCUUUUGCUCUCAGAUCGCCUUCCGGAAGCAUUAGUACUGCAGAUGGAUCAACAGGUUUUGGUGCCUCAGGGUCUGGGACAUUAGGAAAGGCUGUUCUAGAUUCUUCGGAGUCUUCAAUUGUCAAUAAUUCUGAUGAAGAGGCUCACCAGUACUGGCGCCACCAAUUGCCUGAUGAUAUCACUCCUGACUUUAAGGUUAUGGGGGAAGAUCAAUCUCAUGGAAUCAACAACAUUGCUUUUUCAUCAUUAUCCUUAAAUGAUGGGAAUGAAACCUCAAGGUUCUCUGCUUCGUCUGGCAGUAAUUUUAUGUUGAAGGAGAUGCGUGAGUUGUCUUCUCAUGGACUCAGUGGGAACAGUUUUGCUGAGAAGAUGAGAUAUUCUGUUCCAUCCUAUGGCGAAGAUGCAUCAUCAACCAACUUCCUUCAUUUGUCAACUAGACCUUGGGAGAAGCCAAUCCUGAACAACAAUCAGCUUCUUUCCAGUGUUACAGAAGAGCCUCAUUACAGUGCUAAUUCUAGCCACGGUUUGCUAAAUGAGCAAGCAAUAGCAGAGAAUGCAGAGAUGAAUCCGCUUGAAUUUUUGGCUACUCAGUUUCCUGGUUUCGCUGCUGAGAGCCUUGCAGAGGUUUAUUUUGCUAAUGGAGGUGACUUGAACCUGACAAUUGAAAUGCUUACACAGCUUGAGCUGCAAGUUGAUGGUGCUUUGAAUCAGAAUCUCAACUCAAAGGCUUUGUCAGCUCCAAAUCUCAGUGCACUUGAUUUUCCUGCACUUUCUGUGCAUGAUAAUCGAAGUGGUAUACCAAAAUAUGGUGAAGAUGAUAUCCAACAAAAUGUUAAUCCAUACCAGUCUUCCAGCAAGGAGAAUAUGCUUUUGUUUAAGUCUGGCUCUUCGAUCCCUACAAGAGGUGCCACAGAUUUUGCUGCAGCUGUCAGGAAAAUGUCUGCUCAGGAUUCUGGUUUGUGGAAAUAUGAGCGAAAUGGUUCCUCUGAUGCUAUUGUGGGCUCAAGUAGAAGUGCACAUGUGUUGGCCACCUCUAAUAAUGGUGGGCAGGGGAGGGGCAUUUAUGGUGAUAGGUUACAAAGUCGUCGGACAGCUCCUGUAUGGCUUGAUACUGGAGAAUCAGUGGCGAAUAUGUACUCUGAAAUGCGAGAUGAAGCUCGUGACCAUGCACGUUUACGUAAUGCAUACUUUGAACAGGCAAGGCAGGCUUUUCUAAUUGGAAAUAAAGCUUUAGCGAAGGAAUUGAGUGUGAAAGGACAGCUACACAAUAUGCACAUGAAGGCAGCUCAUGGAAAAGCUCAAGAAUCCAUUUUUCGUCAAAGGAACCCGGGUGGUCCCGAGAUGCAGGGCAAUGGGAGAGGACAAGAUAGGAUAAUCGACUUGCAUGGGCUGCACGUGAGCGAAGCCAUUCAUGUUCUGAAGCGUGAGCUGGCGCUGUUGAGGAGUGCAGCUAGGUCAGCAGAGCAGCGACUGCAGGUUUAUAUAUGCGUAGGAACAGGUCACCACACGAAGGGUAGUCGCACUCCUUCACGGCUUCCACUUGCGGUGCAGCACUAUUUGCUGGAGGAGGAGGGGCUAGAAUACUCUGAACCGCAGCCAGGGCUGCUCCGGGUUAUGAUUUACUGAGGAGGGAGGAGGGAGGAGUCACACAGGGAGGUUUAGGAGGUUUUUGACACACAGCAUAACCCAAGAAAUCAGUAAUCAGAAAUUCUUGUAUCUCGCUCUCUGUAUAUGGGGUAGUUCAGUUCAGAUCAGAUCUGGGAAAGGAAAAAGCUAAAAAAGAGAAGAAAAGAAAAUCGCAAAAAAGGAAAACCAAAAGGCAGAAGAAAUGUACCAUUAAGAAUCAGAUGAUAGUUGAAUUUACAUUUUGGUAGCAAUCAUCAGCCCGUCGUCGUCUGUGUUGCGGAAACGUUUUUUGUACCCCCCUUGUAUUUUUAUUCUUUUCUUUGUUGAGAUGGUAACUGAUAGAAUUAAUUUUACAUUAUAGUUCUCAAA
This is a messenger RNA of Diospyros lotus (date-plum), 2540 nucleotides long. Its product is annotated as polyadenylate-binding protein-interacting protein 7. The record is from RefSeq and is a predicted model, not a curated record. The transcript has 6 exons. Bases 450 to 2171 code for a protein of 573 amino acids. NCBI's taxonomy places the organism in Eukaryota, Viridiplantae, Streptophyta, Magnoliopsida, Ericales, Ebenaceae.